GUUUACCUGGUGUUCUUUGAGAGUGACUGACAAUGGCGCCUGAAAAAGAAAAUUCACGAAAUUCCGUGCCGUCCCAUUGAAAGCAAGUUUACUCAUGGAGUAAAGAAAGGAGCAAGUCGGGAGUCAUGAGCACAGGUGUGAAGAAGCCGCCAGUGGCUCCCAAACCCAAACUCGCCCCCUCGGUGAAGCUCUCGCCUCCUCCCAUCGCUCCCAAACCUGAUCUUCUCCUCUCCCAGCCUUCCCAACCCUCCCCCCUUCUUACCCAACCCUCCCCUGCCGCGCUAAAGAGAGCCAAACCUGCUGUGGCGCCCAAACCAUGCCUCUCCAAACCCUCUGCCCCUCCAGCCCCGGCUUCUCCCCCACCCCUCAGACCCAGAGUACCCCAAACCCCAUCCCAGGAGUGCAGCGGGGCUGGGGACGACAGCCUCUCCUUCCUCAACUCCAGAAACGGGAUCCUGUCGCAGCCCAUCCUGCGCGACUCGGACUACAUCAUUCCUACGUGCUCCUGUGGACUCCAGGACUGCUCCCAAUGCAAACGACUAGGGAAUGGGAACGUUACAGUGGUCGGGAGCGAUACGCUCGGCUCCUGGCCAAACGGGAAUGCCACGGAAAGCACUGGAACGCUGGUAGUCAAUCGGCCGGGUAAAACAGAGAACGGAGACAGUGAGGAGAGCGGAGGAGUGACCAACACCCUCCAUCUCAGGCUCAAGGACAAACCUCAGAGACAGGAGGGGCAGAGGGAUGGAGAGGGGAGCAGGGAUGAGGAGAAGCUGCAGGGGAACAAAGAGGAGAGACAGAGGAACCAGAAAGGACAGGAGGGUCAGCAGUAUCAGACUGGUUCAGGGGACCAGUCAUGUAAUGUUCUUGAGGUGGCAGAGACACUUACACAGACUGAGACUAAAGCUUCUAAUGCAGAACAUACAUACACUGACAGCUGUAAUAUAGACUGCAAUGAGACCGACACCAUUCCCACUCCCCUCAUCCUCCCACUGGAAGUCUCCCCUAUCCGCACCCCCCCACAGACAGUCCCUCCCACCCGCACCCCCUCUCAGACAGUCCCUCCCACCCGCACCCCCUCUCAGAUAGUUCCACCCACCCGCACCCCCCCACACAUUUUACCCCCCCACCCUCGCCCCCUCCCAGGUGGACAGACGGCCUGGAGGCCAGCACCCAUGAGGGGAGACAAAGAACCGCACACAGGGGGAGAGGUGGGGGAGUCUGAGGGGAGUGGGGGGAGAUGUGUCACCUCAGAGAAGGAAGAACACACCCAGGGAGUGUAUGACAGUCCCUCUCCCUCCCAGGGCCCUGAAGUUGAAGAGGAGCCUCACCCUGUGCCUCCACCUAGACAGAAGUCCCUCUCCCCCCGCCUCCACAGAGCCAUCCACUGUCCCCCCUCCCUCAACCGAAACACCUCCCACUCUCUAGACUUGCUCUCUCAGCCUGAGCUUAACGCACUGACCUCAGAGAGAAGAGGAGGAGGAGGGGAGGAAGAGGAGGAGAAGGAAGAAGAAGUUGAGGAAGGGUACGGAGACUUUGAGCGCUACCCCAUCACCCGGAGCCUGCCCAAACAGAUCAAGCUCAGCUGCCGCCCGCCCCCCGUCGGUAUGACAAUGAAGGCCAGCUCAGCGGAAGAGGGAGGGUCACCCAGGGCCCCGCCCAGGAAGCCCCAGAGACACAGCCUGCCAGCGGGUGCCCCCCCGUCCAUCACACCCCCUCCACCCCCUCCGCACCACACCAACACCCCCAUGAGGGAGCUGCCUGCCACCCCACAGGAGAAACCAGCCUGGCGCUUCCCAAGGCCCUUCUUCAGCAGGCAGAGCUCCUCCAGACACAGCAGCGGCAGCAGCAGCCGAGGGCCCCCCCAGAGGAAAGCAGCUCUGCUGGGAGGGAAACAGAGGGCCCAGUCCUUCUCCUCGGCUGACCUGCUGGCCCGCGCCGACGGCACCAAGAGGAGCCUUUCUUUCCGGAAGCUUCUGGAGCUGCGGUUGUCUGUCAGGAUGUUGCCACGGUUACUGACCAGAAGCGGCGAGUCUCUGGAUUGUACCAGCGUGGAGCCGGGCGGACGGACGGGGAUGGUGGACCAGUCCAAUGGCAGCGCGGGGGUGUCUGGCGGGGAUGGAGAGGGGUCGGUGGAGUAUGAGAAUGUUCCUCUGUAUGAGGAGAUACCGGAGUACAUGAACCUGCCUUUCCUCAGCGCACGGCUGGGCUGGCCACUCACACACAGUCUGGACCCAAGCACACACAGACACAGUGACUCAGACGUCUAUGAGGUGCAGGAUCCAUACGAGAGCCACUGCGACUAUAAGCGACCCCAUUCCAUUGACUAUGAGAGGGGCUGGCAUGGAUUGGAUGAUGCUCACUCUGAGGAGGAAGUCCACAGCUCUGACGAGGAUGACAACAGCUCCACCUCAAGCAAGGAGCACCUGGAGCUGUCAGAAGAAGACAGACAGCAGGAGGAUGAGGUGAAGAGGAAAAAGCUGGUGCAUAUCGCCCAGGAGAUCAUGAGCUCUGAGAAAGUGUUUGUGGACGUCCUGAAGCUUCUUCACAUAGAUUUCCGGGACGCAGUUGCCAAGGCGACACGACAGAACGGCAAGCCGGUGGUUGAAGAGCGUAUUCUAACCCAGAUCCUCUACUACCUGCCUCAACUAUACCAGCUCAACCGAGACCUGCUCCGGGAGCUAGAGGAGAGAGUGGCCCACUGGGGGGACCACCAGAGGCUGGCAGACAUCUUUGUUCAGAAGGGGCCGUACCUGAAGAUGUACUCCACCUACAUCCGGCAGUUUGACAACAACGUGGCUAUGCUGGACGAACAGUGUAAGAAAAACCCUGGCUUCGCAACUGUGGUCCGGGAGUUUGAGAUGAGUCCUCGAUGUGCCAGCCUGGCUCUGAAGCACUACCUGCUGAAACCUGUACAGAGAAUCCCCCAGUAUCAGCUUCUGCUCACAGAUUAUCUGAAGAACCUUCCUGAGGACUCGUCUGACUACAAAGACACGCAGGCUGCUCUGGGCAUAGUGAAGGAGGUGGCCAACCAUGCCAACGACAUCAUGAAACAAGGGGAUAACUUUCAGAAGCUGAUGCACAUUCAGUACAGUCUGAACGGACAGCAUGAGAUUGUUCAGCCGGGCAGGGUGUUUCUUAAGGAGGGCACUCUGAUGAAGCUGUCCAGGAAGGUCAUGCAGCCACGGAUGUUCUUCCUGUUCAAUGACACUCUUCUGUACACCACUCCAGUUCAGUCUGGUCAGUAUAAACUCAACAGCAUGCUCUCUCUGGCGGGAAUGAAGGUGAGUAAGCCCAGUCAGGAGGCGUAUCAGAAUGAACUGAACAUUGAGAGUGUGGAGCGUUCCUUCAUCCUGUCUGCCAGCUCGGCCACAGAGAGAGAUGAGUGGCUGGCGGCCAUCGCCACGGCGAUAGACGACCACACCAGGAAGAAGAUCACCUUCAUCUCCAGCCGGAGUCAGGAGGAGGCUGAUGGUGUGUGUGACAGUGGGGCCCCGCUGGGUUCUAAGGCCCCUAUCUGGAUCCCAGACCUGAGGGCCACCAUGUGUAUGGUCUGUACCUGUGAGUUCACCCUCACCUGGAGACGCCACCACUGCCGAGCCUGCGGGAAGGUUGUGUGUCAGACGUGCUCGUCCAAUAAGUUCUAUCUAGAGUACUUGAAGAACCAGCCGGCUCGUGUGUGUGACCACUGCUUCGUCAAGCUACAGGAGAACAGUGACCGUGUUGCUUCUGGGGCGCUGUCUCCUACUGCCAGAUCUGGGGGAUUCUCUUUCUCCAGGAAACAGAAGAAGAUCCCAGCUGCUCUCAAAGAGGUGUCUGCAAACACAGAGAACUCCUCCAUGAGUGGCUACCUACAGAGGUCGAAGGGCAACAAGAAGCAAUGGAAGAGGCUAUGGUUCGUCAUCAAGAACAAAGUCCUGUACACCUACGCCGCCAGCGAGGACGUAGCUGCUCUAGAGAGCCAGCCUCUGCUAGGCUUCUUCCUGCGGGAGGAGAAGUGUGGCCCUUUCCAGAAGCUGCAGUUUAAACUGUACCACAAAAACACCCUGUUCUAUAUCUUCAAGGCUGACGACAUCCCCACUGCACAGAGGUGGAUAGAGGCUUUCCAGGAGGCCAUGAUUCUUUAACACCUAAACCAGUCAGCUCAUGUUCUUCCCCUGGAGCCAGUGGACACGGACACCUUUUGAUCCUUGACCUCUAGACACAUGUCAGGGGUCAGCAGCUCAGGAAGCACUCCCCACACCCCGAGCCCUGAUGAACCGGUCCGGCUGCCUACCAGGAGACCCCAGAGUCCCAGUGGUGUAAAGAACAGACAUCAAUGUCUUUCUAGUGAAAAUAUGGACUUUGUGUCAGCUCUACAUUACAUUCAUUGUAAAUGUUGGGAUCCGUUGAAAGUUUGACCUUGGUAAAACUACUAUGCUUCCAGUGGAGCUCUGAGGUUAUGGGCAUGUUGAGCCUCACAGGCUGCAUAUCUAUCUGCUCUUGAUCUUAGAUGGAAAUGUUAUGUGUCACAGCUGUGGGUCAAAGGUCAUGUCCUGAAGCGUGUGUGUGUGUGGAAGUGUUAACAGAAUUAUUGUCUGCGGACAGCCUGCUAUCUUAUACAGGGGUUCCCACUGUCCACAAAAGCCUUGAAAGUCAUUGAAAAGGAUUUGAUUUAAAUUGCUUUUGAUUUACAUUAUCCUUGAAAAGUUAAAGGAUUUUGUUAAUUUUUUGGGGGGUGUAACGUAUUGUAAGAAAAGUUUAAACUCAAAUAUUGAUGAAUUAUGGAAAUUGGUGAUUAGAGUGGGAACCUUACAUGAUGGGAUGGAUACCAGAUACAAAGAAGGGUGAGAAAGCAGUGGGUUCUCUCUGAGUAGGGAAGCUUCUCUGGUGCACUGCAGGUGGUUGGAUUCAACUGUGAAAAAACAGGGUGCCACAGAGACACAGGAGAUGAGCAUUUUGCUCCUUAGAAAUAUAGCAAAAUUACAGGGGUCGGUUUAUAUUGCUAUUCUCUGUUAGGCUUAACUCAGUACAUCUACCACAUGUAUAAUGCAGUAUACUGGGUAAAACUGGAAAUGGCAUAAUGUCAAUAUUUUACUACACAGCCUAUAGAACAAAUGCAUUUUUAAGAGUACAUGUUAGAAUCAGAAGCGGUGCUUGGGCAAUAUGUAGAAUUGGGAGAGUAAAAUAUACCUUUUUUUUUCUAAAAGUCAAGAGAUAAUAUUUAUAUAGAACUGUACAUUUCUCACUGUCCAUAAUUAUGUGAUUUUAGAAAUACGAUUUAUUUGAUAACAGAUACUAUCUUUGUCACUUUUGUAAUAAGUAGUAGCUACCUUUUGUAUUGUAUGCCAUGAUGGUUGUAAAAGCACGUGUUGUAACAAUGUCUCACUAGUUUGUUUUAAACUGCCACAACAGACUUGUUGGAUUCAUUAGGAGGAAUCUUUUAAUCCAGGCCUCAUUUGUAUCAUUUUUUUAUUGAAUAAUUUAAAGUGAACAGAUUACAAAAGAAUGCUUGUCUUUUGAGCUAGAAAUGGAAUGGAGAAUGAAAUGUAUCCCUUAGGAAAUGCUCACUAGCAAUAAAGCAACAUCCAGACAGUGCCUUAAAUAUGCACAAUUAUCUUGUAAUAAUAUAGAUACAGAGAACGUUAUUUCAUUAUGUGGUGCAUUGUUUCAUUAAUUAUCCAUUUGAAUUAGGAUAUUCUAUUAUCACAGUGACUACUUUGGCUGGCCCAUCUGACAUUUAACAGUGUAUAUAUCCAUUAUGUAUUUAAAUUGAAAAUGGUUUCGAGUUUACAUUUAGUACCUCAAAUGUACUAAUCAGGUUGCACUACUACACCAUUGUGGCAGUUGGCCUUAUGGGAAAUGAAGUUUAUAACACAGAGAAGCAUUAGGGAUAACUCAAAACAGAUCAUAUUUUAUAGAGACUAAAUGUCCCUCCACCCUUAUACACAAUCACUAGAGAGCCAUCGUGUCUCAUCUGUAAAUAAUAUUUCUGCAGAACUGUCAGGCACCACUUUUUAAUAAAACCUCUGAAAGUGA
This is a messenger RNA of Oncorhynchus tshawytscha (Chinook salmon), 6015 nucleotides long. RefSeq names its product FYVE, RhoGEF and PH domain-containing protein 6. Gene Ontology annotation, molecular function: metal ion binding; guanyl-nucleotide exchange factor activity. Gene Ontology annotation, cellular component: cytoplasm. The transcript has 21 exons. The coding region runs from base 126 to 4124 and encodes 1332 amino acids. The record is from RefSeq and is a predicted model, not a curated record. Lineage: Eukaryota; Metazoa; Chordata; Actinopteri; Salmoniformes; Salmonidae.